UCUGCAGCCGUUCGGACGCUGCGUGACGCGUCGUUUCCUCCCAACAUGGCGGCCGGGGCAGGCCGGCGGUGAUGGAGGCCAGUGCGUGGCCGCGGCGGGUGCUCAUCCCCACAGGAGCCGGGGCCGCCCUGCUCUCGCCUGGCCUCUGAGCCGGCUCGCUCCUCGGCCCCCCCGCAGCCGUCGCCGCCCGGGCUGGGCUCCCUCGCCACCCCCAGGCCGGAGGGGCGAGUGACGGCGGGAGGUGGUGGCCGGGAAGCGACCCGGGGACCCGGAGAAGCGGAGGUCCCGUAGGGGGGGGCAGCCUCUCGGGGGUCGGCGAAGACACCCGCGCCCCUGGCCCGCACCGCGGCCGGCCCGCCCGCCCCUUCCUGCCCCCGCCGCUGCCCUCCACGCCUCCUCUCCCCCACCUCCACCCCUUUCUCUCGUCUCUCUCCCUCCCCCUCCGCCGCCUCCUCCUCCGUCCAGCCGCCGGGAGCCUCGGGCCGGACAGCCGCCGCCGCCGCCGCCUUCCCUGCGUCCAUGUAUGAGGGGAAGAAGACGAAGAACAUGUUCCUGACGCGGGCCCUGGAGAAGAUUCUGGCCGACAAGGAAGUGAAGAAGGCGCAUCACUCCCAGCUGCGCAAAGCGUGCGAGGUGGCCUUAGAGGAAAUCAAAGUGGAGACUGAAAAACAGAGUCCUCCUCAUGGAGAAGCAAAAGCUGGAUCAAGCACCCUUCCACCAGUGAAAUCAAAGGCAAAUUUUAUCGAAGCAGACAAGUACUUUUUACCCUUUGAAUUGGCCUGCCAGUCCAGAUGUCCCCGCAUAGUUAAUACAUCUCUAGAUUGUUUACAGAAGCUUAUUGCUUAUGGGCACUUGACUGGCAAUGCUCCAGAUAGUACAACACCAGGCAAAAAAUUAAUUGAUAGAAUUAUAGAAACAAUUUGUGGCUGUUUCCAAGGUCCUCAAACAGACGAAGGAGUUCAGUUGCAAAUAAUAAAGGCAUUACUUACUGCAGUAACAUCUCAACACAUAGAAAUCCAUGAAGGAACUGUACUGCAAGCUGUGAGAACAUGUUACAAUAUUUAUCUAGCAAGCAAAAAUCUCAUCAAUCAGACAACAGCCAAAGCUACUCUUACUCAGAUGCUAAAUGUGAUCUUUGCACGCAUGGAAAACCAAGCAUUGCAAGAAGCCAAACAAAUGGAAAAAGAGAGGCACCGGCAUCAUCAUCAUCUGUUGCAGUCUCCAGUAAGCCAUCAUGAGCCUGAAUCACCUCACCUUAGAUAUCUGCCACCUCAGACUGUUGAUCAUAUAUCCCAAGAACAUGAGAGAGACCUUGAUCCCCAUACAAAUGAUGUGGAUAAAAGCCUUCAGGAUGACAUAGAACCUGAAAAUGGAUCUGAUAUUUCCAGUGCAGAAAAUGAACAGACUGAAGCUGAUCAGGCAACGGCAGCUGAAACAUUAUCUAAAAAUGACAUAUUAUAUGAUGGAGAAAACCAUGACUGUGAGGAAAAGCCACAAGACAUUGUACAGAGCAUUGUAGAAGAAAUGGUGAACAUUGUUGUUGGAGAUAUGGGAGAAAGGACCAUAAAUGCAAAUGCAGAUGGCAACAUUGGAACUAUAGAGGAUGGUAGUGACAGUGAAAAUAUUCAAGCAAAUGGAAUUCCAGGAACACCAAUUUCUGUUGCAUAUACACCGUCCUUACCUGAUGACAGACUCUCUGUCUCUUCCAAUGAUACUCAGGAAUCUGGAAAUUCUUCAGGACCUUCACCUGGUGCUAAGUUUUCCCACAUUUUACAAAAGGAUGCCUUUUUAGUAUUCAGGUCAUUGUGUAAACUGUCAAUGAAACCGCUGUCAGAUGGACCACCAGAUCCAAAGUCUCAUGAGUUACGAUCCAAGAUUCUUUCAUUGCAGUUACUUCUAUCCAUUCUGCAGAAUGCAGGACCUGUUUUCAGGACAAAUGAGAUGUUUAUUAAUGCUAUUAAGCAGUACCUGUGUGUUGCACUCUCAAAAAAUGGAGUCUCAUCUGUGCCAGAGGUUUUUGAGCUUUCUCUUUCCAUAUUUCUUACUUUGUUAUCAAAUUUCAAGACACACCUGAAGAUGCAAAUUGAGGUGUUCUUUAAAGAAAUUUUCCUAUAUAUUUUGGAAACUUCUACCAGCUCCUUUGACCACAAAUGGAUGGUUAUUCAGACAUUGACAAGGAUUUGUGCAGAUGCUCAGAGUGUAGUGGAUAUUUAUGUAAACUAUGACUGUGACUUAAAUGCAGCAAAUAUAUUUGAAAGACUAGUAAAUGAUCUAUCAAAAAUUGCUCAAGGCCGGGGCAGUCAGGAACUUGGUAUGAGUAAUGUUCAGGAAUUAAGCCUGAGGAAAAAAGGUUUAGAGUGCUUAGUGUCGAUUUUGAAGUGCAUGGUUGAAUGGAGUAAGGAUCAGUACGUGAACCCCAAUUCGCAGACAACUCUCGGUCAGGAAAAACCCUCAGAACAAGAGACAAGUGAUAUCAAACACCCCGAGACAAUAAACAGAUAUGGAAGUCUAAAUUCCCUGGAGUCAACAUCAUCAUCAGGAAUAGGCAGCUAUAGCACACAGAUGUCUGGCACUGAUAAUCCAGAACAGUUUGAAGUCUUAAAGCAACAAAAAGAAAUAAUAGAACAAGGGAUAGAUUUGUUUAAUAAGAAACCAAAGAGAGGAAUACAGUACCUCCAAGAACAAGGGAUGCUUGGCACUACACCUGAAGAUAUUGCUCAAUUCUUACAUCAAGAAGAAAGAUUAGACUCUACUCAAGUGGGUGAGUUCCUGGGAGACAAUGAUAAGUUUAACAAAGAAGUCAUGUAUGCAUAUGUGGACCAACAUGACUUUUCAGGAAAGGACUUUGUUUCAGCCCUUCGAAUGUUUCUAGAAGGAUUCCGUCUUCCAGGGGAAGCUCAGAAAAUUGAUCGAUUGAUGGAAAAAUUUGCUGCAAGAUAUCUAGAAUGCAACCAAGGACAAACCCUUUUUGCUAGUGCAGAUACUGCUUAUGUUCUGGCUUACUCAAUUAUUAUGCUGACCACAGAUCUUCACAGUCCACAGGUUAAAAAUAAAAUGACAAAGGAACAGUACAUUAAGAUGAAUAGAGGUAUCAAUGACAGUAAAGACCUUCCUGAAGAGUAUCUAUCAGCCAUCUACAAUGAAAUAGCUGGCAAAAAGAUAUCAUUGAAAGAAACGAAAGAAUUAACAAUCCCUACAAAAUCAAGUAAGCAAAAUGUAGCGAGUGAAAAACAAAGAAGACUUCUGUAUAACUUAGAAAUGGAACAGAUGGCUAAGACAGCUAAAGCACUUAUGGAAGCCGUGAGCCAUGUUCAAGCACCUUUUACAAGUGCAACACAUUUGGAGCAUGUGAGACCCAUGUUUAAGUUGGCUUGGACACCUUUUCUUGCUGCAUUCAGUGUGGGUCUACAAGACUGUGAUGAUACUGAAGUAGCCUCUCUUUGCCUGGAAGGUAUAAGAUGUGCAAUCAGAAUUGCAUGCAUUUUCAGCAUUCAGCUGGAAAGAGAUGCGUAUGUUCAGGCACUAGCAAGAUUUACCUUACUUACAGUGAGUUCUGGUAUUACUGAAAUGAAACAGAAGAACAUUGACACAAUAAAAACGCUUAUCACAGUGGCUCAUACUGAUGGAAAUUAUUUAGGAAAUUCAUGGCAUGAGAUUCUGAAGUGCAUCAGUCAGUUGGAGCUUGCACAACUUAUAGGAACUGGAGUGAAACCUCGAUACAUUUCUGGAACAGUGCGAGGCAGAGAAGGAUCUCUUACUGGAACAAAAGAUCAGGCUCCUGAUGAAUUUGUGGGGCUAGGGCUGGUUGGAGGAAAUGUGGACUGGAAGCAGAUAGCAAGUAUUCAGGAAUCCAUUGGAGAAACCAGUUCUCAAAGUGUUGUUGUUGCUGUAGAUAGAAUAUUUACAGGGUCUACAAGGCUAGAUGGAAAUGCUAUUGUGGAUUUUGUCCGUUGGCUCUGUGCUGUGUCUAUGGAUGAAUUACUUUCCACUACACAUCCAAGAAUGUUUAGUCUACAAAAAAUAGUAGAAAUAUCAUAUUACAACAUGGGAAGAAUAAGAUUGCAGUGGUCUCGAAUUUGGGAAGUUAUUGGAGAUCAUUUUAAUAAGGUUGGCUGUAAUCCUAAUGAAGACGUAGCUAUUUUUGCAGUAGACUCCUUGAGACAGUUGUCAAUGAAGUUCUUAGAGAAAGGGGAGCUGGCUAAUUUCAGAUUCCAGAAGGAUUUCUUAAGACCUUUUGAGCAUAUAAUGAAACGGAACAGGUCUCCAACCAUUCGAGAUAUGGUUGUGCGAUGUAUAGCACAGAUGGUGAAUUCUCAAGCUGCUAACAUUCGGUCUGGAUGGAAGAACAUUUUCUCUGUAUUUCAUCUGGCUGCAUCCGAUCAAGAUGAAAGCAUAGUGGAACUUGCAUUCCAAACAACAGGGCACAUUGUCACCCUUGUGUUUGAAAAACACUUUCCAGCGACCAUUGAUUCUUUUCAGGAUGCAGUGAAGUGUUUGUCUGAAUUUGCAUGCAAUGCAGCUUUCCCAGACACAAGUAUGGAAGCAAUCCGACUUAUUCGCCAUUGUGCAAAAUACGUGUCAGACAGGCCUCAGGCUUUUAAGGAAUACACAAGCGACGAUAUGAAUGUGGCGCCUGAAGACAGGGUGUGGGUGAGAGGAUGGUUCCCCAUCCUCUUUGAGUUAUCCUGUAUCAUCAAUAGAUGCAAAUUAGAUGUAAGAACCAGGGGUUUAACAGUAAUGUUUGAAAUCAUGAAAACUUAUGGCCACACUUAUGAAAAACACUGGUGGCAGGAUUUAUUUAGAAUUGUGUUCAGAAUCUUUGACAACAUGAAAUUACCAGAACAGCAGACAGAGAAAGCUGAAUGGAUGACAACGACCUGUAAUCAUGCCCUUUAUGCCAUCUGUGACGUGUUCACUCAGUAUUUAGAAGUGCUCAGUGACGUGCUUUUGGAUGAUAUUUUUGCCCAGCUGUACUGGUGUGUGCAGCAAGACAAUGAGCAGUUAGCACGAUCUGGUACAAACUGCUUAGAGAAUGUUGUUAUCCUGAAUGGGGAAAAAUUUACCCUAGAAAUCUGGGAUAAAACUUGUAACUGCACACUGGAUAUCUUCAAAACUACAAUCCCACAUGCGCUUUUGACGUGGCGUCCCACUUCCGGAGAAACUGUUCCCCUGCCUUCCUCUCCUGUGAAUGAAAAACAAUUGGAUACAAUAUCACAGAAAUCUGUAGAUAUCCAUGAUUCUAUUCAACCAAGAUCUGCAGAUAAUAGACAGCAAGCAACAUUGACUUCUGUCUCUACUGUGAAUGAAGAAGCCAACAAACUUAAACCUUCAGCAAAAUAUCCAGAACAAAAACUGUUUGCUGCCCUGUUGAUUAAAUGUGUUGUGCAGCUGGAACUCAUCCAGACUAUCGACAACAUUGUGUUCUUCCCCGCCACAAGCAGGAAGGAGGACGCGGAGAACUUAGCUGCAGCCCAGAGAGAUGCCGUGGACUUUGAUGUUCGAGUUGAUACUCAAGACCAAGGAAUGUACCGCUUUUUAACAUCACAACAGCUUUUUAAGCUACUGGACUGCUUAUUAGAGUCACAUCGAUUUGCAAAAGCAUUUAAUUCCAACAAUGAACAGAGGACUGCUCUGUGGAAAGCAGGGAAGAGUGGUCUGGCCUUGCUUUUCCCCUUCAACCCAACUUGUUGCCACCAUUCUACUGGGACCGCUCCUGUAAGAGCACCGGACCCGUUUCCACAUGCACUUGGCCCCUUGUACCGUGGCCUUGAAAACAGUCCCUGUGGUCUGUUCCACGGGAGCCCUGCUGUGCUGCACGGGCUUCCAGGCUUUAAAGGCAAAUCCAAACCCAACCUUCUGAAGCAGGAGACGAGCAGCCUGGCCUGUGGGCUGCGCAUUCUCUUCCGGAUGUACAUGGACGAGAGCCGGGUUAGUGCCUGGGAGGAGGUCCAGCAAAGGCUUUUAAAUGUGUGCAGUGAAGCGCUGAGUUACUUCCUUACUCUGACAUCAGAGAGUCACCGGGAGGCCUGGACCAACUUACUGCUUUUGUUUCUAACGAAAGUUCUGAAGAUAAGCGAUAAUAGGUUCAAAGCUCACGCAUCCUUCUACUACCCUCUCUUAUGUGAAAUUAUGCAGUUUGACUUGAUUCCUGAACUUCGUGCUGUUCUCAGAAGAUUUUUUCUGCGAAUCGGAGUGGUUUUUCAGAUUUCACAACCACCUGAACAGGAACUCGGAAUAAACAAGCAAUGAUGGGAACUUAGUGUUUUUCUCUUGGCGUUUACAUCCCUCCGCUGUUUAAAAGGACCCUGGAGCUGUGGUUUCCUACCUGGAAUUUCAGUGUAAGAGUUACUGACUGGCAAAGUGCUUAGAACUAGAACAAGUCUUGCAACGCUCCAGUCCCUCUCAGUGAUGGACCCUGUGUGUCAUGUUGAGCAGAAAGCCCGUUUCCACGGCGUCAGCCAUGCUCACAGGUCCUUCCUUGUCCUCAGUGGCAGGGAGAGCCCCACAUAUUUUUGGCAGGUGUGGAAGUGAAACUUACCCAAAGAACUGUAGAUGUAAAGAUUUGAACUUCUGCAGGAAGUACAACUCAGGAGAGCUGUAUUUUGAAGGAUAAAAUGUUUAUAAUUGGGGAGUGGGGGGAGAAGAAAUUAUUCACGGUAAAAGAUAUUUAGCAACUACGGUAUUCUUAUUCUGAAAUUUUUGCACACUCAGACUACCUGAGAUACUGCUAAUCAUCCUUCUGUGAAAAAUGUACAGAGACGCAGGUCUGUAAUAUAAAAAUCUUAAAACAUGAUAUAGUUCUUGCACUGUUUUCUUUAUUUUCUUAUUCAUUUGCUAAAUACCUAUUUUGUCAAAUGCACUAAAGACUUGGGUUGAACUUUUUGUCUUUUUAUUUUGUGGGGAUUUUGGUUUUGCCCUUUUCGGGGGGUUGGUAACUUUGAAGGUUUAACAUGCCCAGAAGCUGUUGUGGCCGAUACUUGUCAUGAUCAACAACAACAACAACAAAGGGUAAAAAUAUCCCUACUGACAUAACUACCUGUAAUAUACUUCUCUUAGGGCUUUUAAAGAUGAGCCAUUCAAAUAGAAUGAUCCUUCAUGGACUGAACUUGAAUCACUGCAAAAUGAAUCUAGGCUGCUGUCACUUUUUCUUUUGGGUGGCGGGGCUUGAUGUAGAUUUUAUUCUGUGUACAGAACUUAAUGUUGAAUAUAUUAAAAUAACUCUGGCAUGGUUUGGGGAGAUUAGAUUUACUGGAAAUGUAUUCAUACUGUGAAUUGUGCUCUGAUGGUUAAAAAUUACAAGAUUGUCAAGCAUUCCGUAUUAACAGUGGAUGUAGAAAUUUUUUCAGAUGGAUAAAAUGUAUAUGGUACAGAUGUAAAGUUUUCUAUGUAAAAAAUUCUGUACAACUUUCUGUACAAUAUUGAUUCUCAUCUGGCAUAUUCUAAUCAGGUUAUAGGUCAAUAAAGUUUUUGGAUUAUUUCA
This is a messenger RNA of Eptesicus fuscus (big brown bat), 7480 nucleotides long. It is a transcript of the gene ARFGEF1, whose product is annotated as ADP ribosylation factor guanine nucleotide exchange factor 1. Lineage: Eukaryota; Metazoa; Chordata; Mammalia; Chiroptera; Vespertilionidae. Bases 520 to 6249 code for a protein of 1909 amino acids. The record is from RefSeq and is a predicted model, not a curated record. Gene Ontology annotation, biological process: regulation of ARF protein signal transduction. The transcript has 40 exons. Gene Ontology annotation, molecular function: guanyl-nucleotide exchange factor activity.